UUAUGUCCAUAACGGUAUAAUGAUGUUGUCAAGAAAAUUUGACUUUAAGAGUUAGAUUGGCAGAGCAAUAAAGUCUUGGAGCUCUGAGACUAAUAGAUCUGUGUAAAAUCUUACCUCUCUUGUUAGUUUGGCUUAGUUCCAUAAUCUUUACCAGAUGCUCGUGGGUCUUAAAGCCAUUUGGGUCUUAUGCAAGAGCAAUUAUGAGUGAGUUAUCAGUAUUUUCAGUAAUGCGGAACUAUGACCCUGAUCUUCAUCCAUUCCGGGAUGCACGAAAUUACAAAUUGGCCCUAAAUGCCACGAAGCUAGAGCGUGUCUUUGCUAAGCCAUAUGUUGGCUGCUUGGUUCAUGGAGAGUCUAUUUCUGCAAUGGCCAGACAUCCUGAGAUGCUCAACUACAUUUUCUCUGGCACAUAUGAAGGACAGCUGACACUCUGGGACACAAGCCUGGAAAAACAGAUGUGGAAGGUGCAAGCCCACAAUAGUCAUAUAUGGAGCAUAACAGCUGACUGCAAGGGUGAAACGUUUUAUACCGUGGGUCAUGACAAAGCCAUUAAGAGGUGGUCUUGUUCAAAUAUUACAGAAGCCUGUGACAGAAUGGAUGUCUUGAAAGGUCCAGGGUCUGCCAACCAUCUCUCUGAGCCAAUUGACACAUGGCUGUGUGAUACAGUGAUCUCAGGAUUGUCGCACCACCGAUACCAAAAUGAAUUUCUGACUUGUGGAGAGAGAGUUUUGCUCUGGGACUCAGAAAAGAAGGUGCCUGUGCGUAGCUUUGACUGGAGUGACACCGGAGGAGGAGAGGCAUCCAGUAGUGCUAUAGCCGUCAAAUUCAACAUGAUAGAUACUAAUGUAUUUGCUUCCUGUGAUCAUGACAACAGUCUGAUUCUGUACGACAUACGAGCCAAGGAUGUAAAGAAACUCAAAAUGAAGCUGCGAAUCAAUGAUCUCUCGUGGAAUCCUACUGAGAGUUUUAUACUCUCUGUGGUCAGCGAUGACUACAACGCGUACACCUUUGACGUGCGCAUGAUGGAUGCAGACAGGCGCAUUGUAUGCAUCCACCAGGGCCACACGAGCGCCGUCACUUGCCUCGACUACUCCCCCACUGGCCAGGAGUUUGUCACAGGUUCCUUCGACCGCUCCAUCAGGAUAUUCAGGGUGGAUGAGGGGCGAUCACGAGAUGUAUAUCACGGCAAGCGGAUGCACAAGGUCACCUCCGUGCUCUUCUCUUCUGAUGACAAGUUCAUCUAUUCUGGUUCCGCGGACCAUAACAUCCGCAUCUGGAAGAGCAGAGCUAGUGAAAAAAUGGGCCUGAUGAACGCUCGGGAGAAAUUGGCGAUAGACCUGAGUAGGCAGCUGCGGGAAACCUACAAGGACAUGCCGGAGAUAAGGCGGAUCGCCCGUCACAGGCACCUACCCAAGAGCAUCCGCGCUGCUGCUAAAGAGCAUCACCUCAUCCGCACUUCCCGAGCCAGAAAAGAAGAGAACGUGCGCCGACAUAGCAAGCCAGGUUCAGUCGUAGGCGAAAGUCGUCUAGAGAAGCCCGUGUUUGGAGUACAGGAUGAGGAAGCUGUUGAUCCACUCGCCGAGCAAGCAGCCUUAAAGAAGUUGGAGAAGUUUGCAGUUGGCGCUAAAAAACGGAUGGAAGCGCGUAAAAAAGAAAGAACUUCUAUCAAAAACAAGAAAAUGAAGGUGUCCAGUCCAAAAGGCGAAGAAGAAAAUAUAUCUGAAGAAAAGAAUAAUGGUAAGUUUAAGAAGAAAAAUCCCAAAGGGAGCUUUAAAGAUGAAUCGUUAUUAUGAGUUUUUUUGCUUCAGAUAUGUUGAGGAAAGGCAGAAAAAUAUAUAAAGAGCGAUUUGUG
Messenger RNA from Hyalella azteca, 1852 nucleotides. Its product is annotated as DDB1- and CUL4-associated factor 13. The coding region runs from base 201 to 1793 and encodes 530 amino acids. Gene Ontology annotation, cellular component: small-subunit processome; nucleolus. Gene Ontology annotation, biological process: maturation of SSU-rRNA from tricistronic rRNA transcript (SSU-rRNA, 5.8S rRNA, LSU-rRNA). The record is from RefSeq and is a predicted model, not a curated record. Gene Ontology annotation, molecular function: protein binding. The transcript is spliced from 9 exons. Lineage: Eukaryota; Metazoa; Arthropoda; Malacostraca; Amphipoda; Hyalellidae.